CAUAACGACGGUAUGUUCAGGAGCGCGAGUCAGUAGGUUCUCUUGUACCGAUAACUGUAAGAAUGCUUUGACAUUGUAUUUAUUAUUUUUGUGGCGUAUCUGUGAAUGUCACAUACAGGUAUGCCGUUGCAAAGACUAGCCCAAGAAUAUGCUUUGGAGGAAAACGGAAGGUUUUUUAUGGCAUCUGAAACAGAAGGCGACUGGGACGAGCAAGACCACCUCGAUCACCGUCAACUUGUUUUAUCCAAAGCUGAUGCUUUAGCGUCGGAAAAUCGUCUUAAAGAGGCUGUCGAUAUGUUUUCCGUGGCUCACCGAUAUGGUCCGGUCCGGCCGGACCAGCUGAGCAGUUUAGUCGGAUGCGUUCUGCGCAACUUCAAGAAGAAAUCAGAAGAGUCCUCAACGAAAAGUGAGCCGAGCUGGACUCAGGAUUGUGAAUUCGACUGCCCUGGCUGUCAUAGUUUCUUAGCCGAGCCCGUGACGGUGACUUGUGGACAUACUUAUUGUAGGAGAUGUUUACAGCAUAGUACUUUUUCUAAAUGUAAACUGUGCAGUGAAGAUAUUAGGAGGAGGCCCGGGGAACCCCGACUGAAUGUGAUCUUAUGUGGACUUUUAGAGAAGUGGUUUCCUGAAGACGUGGAUAGAACUAAAUGUUUAUGGGAAGCUGAAAGCCUAUUGAAGAGUAAACACUACGGAAAUGCUAUUGCACUAACCAAUCAGUUAUUAGAAUCUGACUCUAGUAAUGUGUGGGUGCGGGUGUGCCAUGCCGAGGCUCACCGAGGACUGAAGCAGUACUGUCAGGCUUUAGAAAACUGGGAGGCCUGCCUGAUUGCUACCCCAUCCCCAGAGGGAUAUUUCCAGAAAGCAAAAAUUCUCCAAGAGAUGGGUCAUGUAGAUGAAUCUCUGCAGGUCUUCCUUCAGUGUUUGGCAUUGGAUGAAAACUUCCAUCAGGCCAAACGAGAAGUGGAAUUGAUCUUGCAUGACAUGUUGGCUCCAGCCUGUGAUAAUGUCAAGGUUGGUUUGAGAGAGACAACCCACAACACUUCCUCACACUUGUGCAGUAAAACUCUGGAAAACCAUCAGACCCCGUUGCAACCCCCCCACCAGUCUGUCACACCAGCAGCAUCUAUCCACCUGCCCUCUACAACCACAGAGAAACCAGGUCACUCUCAAAGUCUGGAGCGCUCUGUCCUGAGCAGAGCUCACUCCCUUCGUGCUCACGGGAUAGGAGGAGCAGUAGAGGAGGGGCUUAAAAGAGUUAGCUCCGCCCCCCAGUUGGGUGACCCAGAAAAAGGGGUGCUGCUGAAAAGGAAGCUGUCUGUGUCUGAAGCAGGGCCUGGCGUGGCUUACAGCCACAGCAGUAAAUAUAAGAAGCAAGUAGCGACUGGCAGUGCUGCUACUCCUGUGGUCACAGAGGAAACCAAGUCCCAUCGAACCCUGCCAAAAGACCUGCUGGACCCCAAUGAUUUUGAAUGCGCUCUCUGUAUGAGAUUGUUUUAUCAGCCUGUCACUACACCCUGCGGUCACACAUUCUGCAAAAACUGUCUGGAGCGCUGUCUAGACCACAAUCCCCAGUGCCCUCUCUGCAAAGAAAGCCUGAAAGAGUAUCUUGCCGUCAGAAAGUACACAAUCACACAAGUGCUGGAUAACAUCAUUAGGCAGCAUCUAUCCAAGGAGCAUUCAGAGAGACUGAAGCUGCAUGCAGAGGAAACAAAAGAGCUCUCAGAUUUAACAAAAAAUGUGCCCAUCUUUGUUUGUACCAUGGCCUACCCCACUGUGCCUUGCCCCCUUCAUGUGUUUGAACCACGAUACCGUCUCAUGAUCCGUCGCUGCAUGGAAACUGGGACCCGUCAGUUCGGCAUGUGCAUCAGCGAAACCCAGAAAGGGUUCGUGGACUACGGCUGCAUGCUCCAGAUCCGCAGUGUGCAUUUCCUCCCAGAUGGCCGCUCUGUCGUGGAUACAAUCGGAGGGAAGAGGUUUCGCGUCCUCUCACGUGGAAUGAGAGACGGAUACUGUAUCGCCAACAUCGAGUAUCUGGAGGAUAUGAAAGUCAAUGAUGAGGGGGAUUUGGACAAGCUACAGGUGUUACAUGAUCAGGUGUACGAGCAGGCCCGUAAAUGGUUCCAGAACCUGGAGAACCGCUUCCGGAACCAGAUCCUGCAGCAUUUUGGGCCAAUGCCAAUGCGAGAGACUGAUAUCCAGGCCACACCGAAUGGUCCGGCGUGCUGUUGGUGGCUGCUAGCUGUUCUUCCUGUCGAUCCACGUUACCAGCUGUCUGUCCUUUCCAUGACAACACUAAAAGAACGUCUAGUCAAGAUCCAGCACAUCCUCACCUACCUGCAGAACCUUUCCAGCAACUAGAGCUUCCACACAAACACACACAGAACUCUGUUUCCACCAGCUAACGUCUGUGUCCUUCUGCCGGACAACAUGCAAAAACUCUGUGGUGCUGAAUGAUGAAGAACUAAUGAGAAUUUAGGGAGACUCCACUGAAAGCCAGACACAGAUUUCUACCUAUGGGGAUAGAUGUAAUUCAUGCCGAGAAUUCUAAGAACAAAUUUGUUUUCUACCAAUCUGUUCAUAAACAUCUUGUCUUUGUGCA
Carassius auratus (goldfish) is the source of this 2599-nucleotide messenger RNA. Its product is annotated as LON peptidase N-terminal domain and RING finger protein 1-like. The transcript is spliced from 12 exons. Gene Ontology annotation, molecular function: ubiquitin protein ligase activity; protein binding. Bases 106 to 2358 code for a protein of 750 amino acids. The record is from RefSeq and is a predicted model, not a curated record. NCBI's taxonomy places the organism in Eukaryota, Metazoa, Chordata, Actinopteri, Cypriniformes, Cyprinidae.